AUGGCUCUGCGCCUCUUCCUGCCACUGCUGCUGCUGGCUGCUACCCUCCUCAUUGCCCAGGCUCAAGGUAUUGGCACCUCAGCCUCGGACUGCUGCCUAAAGAACAGCGAGAAAGCCAUCCCCAGCAAAUGGGUGAAGUCCUACAGCCUCCAGGGACGUGAGUCGGGAUGUACACUGCAUGCCGUUGUCUUUACCACCAAGAAGAACAGGAAAAUUUGUGCCUCUCCCACCGACCCUGCUGUCCAGAAGCUAAUGCAGAACCUGGACAAGAAGAUGAAAAAUGACAAGAAGGACAAGAAGGACAAGAAGAAGGGACAGUCCUCGCGUCCCAGGGGCAGACCCAAGCGGCAGAAGUGGCAGCAGGUCUAA
This is a messenger RNA of Tauraco erythrolophus (red-crested turaco), 369 nucleotides long. RefSeq names its product C-C motif chemokine 21. Gene Ontology annotation, biological process: immune response. The record is from RefSeq and is a predicted model, not a curated record. Lineage: Eukaryota; Metazoa; Chordata; Aves; Musophagiformes; Musophagidae. Gene Ontology annotation, cellular component: extracellular region. Gene Ontology annotation, molecular function: chemokine activity.